Messenger RNA from Silurus meridionalis, 2039 nucleotides. RefSeq names its product polymeric immunoglobulin receptor (gene pigr). NCBI's taxonomy places the organism in Eukaryota, Metazoa, Chordata, Actinopteri, Siluriformes, Siluridae. The coding region runs from base 339 to 1136 and encodes 265 amino acids. The record is from RefSeq and is a predicted model, not a curated record. The transcript is spliced from 8 exons.
GCCCAUGGGAGAGGAGGCCUCAUAUACACACACACACACACACACACACACACACUGCAUGAACUCUCUCCAGGAUGACACAGCUCCUUUUUCUCGUUGUUCUCCUUCCUCAACUUCCAGCACAAGACAACUGAUGGUUUAAAGCACAUUAAAAAGGCAAAAAUGUCACGAAUUAACUUUUGAGAAAGGAUCCCUGUGACUUGAAAUCCAUUCCAGGUGUCCUGGGCACUGUGACCACAGGGCAAGAACAGACAGUGUUAGAGGGUCAGUCAAUCACUAUCCCCUGCCAUUACAGCCCUGAGUACACUCUGAAUGUGAAAUACUGGUGCCAGGGUUCCAUGAAGGACUUUUGCACCAGUUUGGCACGCACAGACCAGCCACAAUCUGACAGAAUAACCAUUGCUGAUGACCCGACGCAGUACGUGUUCACAGUGACCAUGCGCGACUUGAAGGAGCAGGACUCGGCCUGGUAUUGGUGCGGGGUGGAAAUAGGAGGGAUAUGGACCAAGGACAGCACCAAGUCACAUUAUAUUGGUGUAAUACAGGGGAUGUCCGUAGAAAGCAAUGAAGUAAGUGCUGAGGAGGGUGGCAGUGUCAGUGUGCAAUGCCUUUACAGCAAGAAACACAGAGAGCAUGAGAAGAGGUGGUGCCGGAGCGGCCAUUCACGCUCCUGCAAGGUUACAAACAAUGGGACGUUCAGCAGUAAAACUCUGCUCAUCAGUGAUGACAGGAAAGACACAGUUACAGUGACGAUGAGCCAGCUGGAGAUGCGGGAUGCAGGAUGGUAUUUUUGCGGAGCCGGCGAGCAUCAAGUGUCUGUUUCUGUGUCGGUCACACCAAGAACAAUUACAACUGCCAUGAAAGAAAAACCACCACAGCAUCUGUCUGAAGUCAAAUAUCAGGACUCUGACAGUCACAACAUUUGGCAGCCUGUUCUGAUAGCCUGUGGAGUUCUGCUCUUCCUGCUGACUGCAAUCUUGGUAACAAGGAGGAUAUGGAAACAAAUGAGUAUGUCUAAGGAAAGGUGGACGCUGGAAAGCUCUUCUGUAAUCUUCCUGAACACUGUAUUCGGUGACAUGCUGAGGAAGAAACCUAUGAAUGACAAGAAGGAAAGAGACAACCUGAAGAGGCUUUAGUUCAACAGAAUCAUUGAGCAAUAUUGAUAGUUAAACUUGAUGCUGUUCAAAUUCAAAUUUGUUGUUAUGAUGUUUCAUAUCUUAACCAAAUUCUUUUGUAUGACUUUGUUAACAAGACUGCCUGAUGUCUGUUUAUCCAAAAAUUGAAAACAUGUCUCUUUAUCUCGCAUUUAAAAAAAACAAACAAAUGUAAUUUGAUGAAAAUUUGUAUAAACUAAUAAGCUAGCAACUUUAGCUCUCCGUGACAACAUUGGUAUGAAAUCCAGCAUAAGCCAUAGAAUAAUCUCUAUGAUUUCUCUUAAUGCUAUAAUCUUAUAAGAAAAUAAUUAAUAGUUGGGUUUGGAUUAUGAAGCGUCCCUACUGUGACCUCACAAACAAAUUAUUUUAUUAUCUUACAUCACAUAUAUCAGCCAAUGUUAAUAUUUUAAAAUAUAUUUAAAAUGUAUUUGUCCAUUUUAGUUGAAUUUCUGAUAAAUGUGCACAAAACGUUAUGUUAUAUGCUUUAGCAGCAGUAAACAGUCUUUUCUCACCUUUCUUUGCACUCUCAUUAUAUUAGUAAGAUAAAAAAAAAUCUAAAAAUCUUUUCUAAAAAAAGUUAAGAAAAACAGUUUAAUGGUAUCAAAAAACUAAUAAGCUCUCUAUCAUAAAGUUUUUCAUACUCAACUUUAAAUUCCCUGCUUUACCUCUGAAUAAUUAAAGUGCUGACAGAGAAACUCCUUCCAAAAAGUAAGUAAGUAAAGAUUUUUAAUACUCGCAGAAAAUGUCACUAUAUCCACAGAUCCACACAUAUUUAAUCAGCAUCUGCAACAAAAAAUUGUUUUUAUUUAAUGGCUCUGAUAAUCAUUGUAAUACUUAUUCAGUGUUUGCUCUGGAAAUAUUUUUAAUAAAGCAUGUUAAUCAAAA